Messenger RNA from Drosophila takahashii, 1897 nucleotides. RefSeq lists its product as uncharacterized. Lineage: Eukaryota; Metazoa; Arthropoda; Insecta; Diptera; Drosophilidae. The record is from RefSeq and is a predicted model, not a curated record.
GCCGUCGCGUGCAGAUCGCAAAUCGCCAAGAAUCGGGAAAUACAAGAAAUAUUUCGUUGGUCUACCACAUCUCUGAGCUCAAAAACUGAAAAUCGAAUUCGCGGGAGCGUUAGACCGACAAAAGUGUGUGGGGAGUUAAAAGAAGUGAAGAUGUAAAGAGUUAUAGAUAUGUAUGUGAAUAUUGAAUUGACAUCGAAGCUCCGUUAAGGCAGAAAUAGCAGAAGCCGAAGAAGAAACACAUACAAUAGAUUGUUAUUGUGGCCGCUGAAAACGAGAAUGAAUCAAUAAAAACUUUGAAAACUAACAGUAAACUUGAAAAGUGGCACAGCAUCUGCCAAAAACACAAAAACAAAGUAAAGUACCAAAAUAGAAAGAGAUUUUUAGCAUAAUUUCAAAAUGGUUAGUCAUCGGAAAGGGUGUCUACUGUGGCUGCUGGUCGCCUUUAGUGGUUUGCAGCUAAUUGCCCCGCAGCAACUGCAGGGACCACCUCCUCGUCCCAGGGGGCGUAUACGCAUAGCGGAUAUGCAAAUCUCUGCCGGUGGACCGGGAGCUCCGUCCCUGGGAAACUUAGGAAACUGGCCAAGUUUGCCCGCUGCAGGUCCCAUCAGCUCCACCGUGCACACCCACAUUCCACUGUUGCGCGAGGAGAGCCCCCUUCCAGCAGCCACGCCCAGCCAGGAGGCGGUGGUGUACGGCAACUGGAAGCCAGAGCAUCCGGAGAAGCCCGAGGAGAUGGAGAAGGAAUUGGAGACCGAUCAGCAGCCCAAAGAGAGGGUAUACGGCCGACUGGAGGCCAUGCUCAUGGGAAUGCCAGCGGAUGCCAUUGAUGCCAAGCCAUCGAGUUCCAGUGAAGAGCAGAUCGCUCCAAUUGCCCCUGGUGGCUAUCAAAAUCCCUCCUUCUCUCGAUCAGCCAGCUUCGAGAGAUCGCCAGAGAAGCAUGGACGGCGGCGGAUUACCACAAAGCAGGAACCACAGCAAUUCGAGGUGGUCAGGGUGAACAGUACGGAUCCGAUACUGAAGCAGAUCAGUGAGUCCAUGGAGACGACGACGACGGACAUUCGGAGGAAUUCCCAGCAUUCCGGCGACGACAGCUGGAUGCCCCUGCCGUAUCCCUAUCCCUACGAUACCACAUCCCUGCCAGCGCCACCGGCAACGAGCUCCAUGAUUCCGGGAUUCAUGCAAUCCUCGGUGGUGCAUCCACCGGCACCCACGCAGGCCACUCGAUCCACCGAGGGACUGCUCAACUGGCCCACUGAUUUCAUCGACAGUUCCUCGAACAUGGCGAGCACUGAACGGAUUGACGGUAAUAUCCAGGGCAACAUCGAUCGACGCGAUGAGAGCGUUUCGGAUCCUGCGGAUGAGUACAAGUACUACGAGGACUCCCUGAACUCCGCCCAGAUGCACAGCGAGCUGAGUGUUCCCGAGACAAUGCCCCUGAAUAUUACUAGGGUGGGCAUUCCAUACGAGGAUCGCAAUGCUUCCGAGGAACCGACCAUUUGUGUGCCCCUGACCGUUUCGGAAACGUCGCUCUCCUCCGACAGCAUUGUGCCCCAGGUGGUGGAGGUGGAAAGGGUCUACUGUUUUCCCCUGCCCAAAGUGGAGAUUCGUCACCGUGGUCCUGUUCGUCCGCAGGUGGAACAGGUGACCAGGGAACAAGAGAUCUCCGAAACAGAUAUGGAUUACCAACCAACGGAUGCGCCAGUACCCAGUGAUUCCACUGCGGGCGCUUCUCGAAGAUCACAUGGCCACCUCACACUGCUCCUCUUUAUUGGUUGGAGCUUGAGGCCGUGGAUUCGAACUUAGAAUUAGGAUCGAUUGACCUAACACACAACUCAGGGGCUAUUCGCUAUCUACAUUUAUUUAAAUAUUAAAGCUAAGCAGACAUACCAAGUUUAAA